CUUUUACAUAUAUGCCUAGAGAAAGAGGCUUGCAAUUUACAUAAAAUGGAGCUUGAAAGCCAAGCCCUUUCAACCUCUGAUGUGGAACCUUUGGCAGAAAGCGCUGGCUCUAAAACAACUACUGCUGCAGUGAAAUUGCAGAAGGUUUAUAGGAGUUAUCGCACCCGGCGCAGGCUAGCAGAUUCAGUGGUGGUUGCUGAAGAGCUCUGGUGGCAAGCUAUGGAUUAUGCACAAUUGAAUCAUAGCACGGUAUCAUUCUUCAAUUUCCUGAAACCUGAGACGGCAGCAUCAAGAUGGAGUAGGAUACGGCUAAAUGCUUCAAGGGUUGGAAAGGGCUUAGGUAGAAAUGAUAAGGCUCAGAAAUUAGCUUUUCAACAUUGGAUUGAAGCUUUUACACCAGCAAGGUUGGACAUUGGAGAUGGCAAAGAGGUUGAUCUGGAAGAAUGCCCAAGAUCAAAGCUUCGGCAAGAAUGCAUCAGAUACCUUGGACCUAAAAGGAAGGGAUCAUUUCAUCAUUCCAGCUUCCUUGCAGGAGGUGCCACUCUAGCCGCUGGACAACUUAAAGCAAAGGAUGGAAAACUCAAGUCAGUAUCAGCAUCUAGCGGACAUUAUCGUCCCACUGACAAGAACCUCGGGAGCUUCUUAGAUUUCCUCAAGGACAAUGGAGUACAUCUUGAAGAAGUUGAGGUAAUUUCCCAUGCUGAUGAUUCUCAGACCUAUAUCAGCAGACAUGAUCAAGAAGGUAAUAAGAUUGGAUUCUCAACUAAUUCUGAACAUACCGAGCUUCAACUUUCUAGUGGAAUUGAGAAAAUGCAAUACUCCGAACCAAUUAAACUUGCUAAGACUGAAAGAAAAGGUAGUUACAGAAGGGCAUUAUCUAGUAAUCUCCAGAGCCCGAGGAAGAGAGAUCCUACAAAUGAAAUACUGCAGAGAAUCAAUUCCAAGAAGAUAUCAAGCUCAAACCAAUUAGGGCACCAACUUUCAUUGAAAUGGUCAACAGGAGCUGGCCCAAGAAUUGGAUGUGUUGCAGAUUACCCUCAGAACUUAAGGGUACAAGCCCUAGAGUUUGCUAGCCUGUCCCCUACGGAUUCCCCCACACUAGCAGGUUCCCAAUUCUCCCCUGGUCUCACUAAAUUCACAAAUCUUUGUAAGGUGAUGUGA
Ilex paraguariensis (yerba mate) is the source of this 1161-nucleotide messenger RNA. Lineage: Eukaryota; Viridiplantae; Streptophyta; Magnoliopsida; Aquifoliales; Aquifoliaceae. The record is from the annotation of a GenBank genome assembly.